This is a messenger RNA of Alosa alosa (allis shad), 4938 nucleotides long. RefSeq names its product WAS/WASL interacting protein family, member 2b (gene wipf2b). The transcript has 8 exons. Lineage: Eukaryota; Metazoa; Chordata; Actinopteri; Clupeiformes; Clupeidae. The record is from RefSeq and is a predicted model, not a curated record. Gene Ontology annotation, molecular function: actin binding. The coding region runs from base 242 to 1630 and encodes 462 amino acids.
UAGCUGGCUAACCUACAACAACUUUUAUUUUGACUUUGUAAACGAAUGAGGUGACCCGGAAACAAUGUCUUGAACUCUUGUGGUGUUCUGAAAUCGAUGCUUUUCGCUUCAUCUGAAGUCGUGAUACGAUGCCAGGGUGGAAUCUCGACUGUCAGUGGUAUGAUUGAUAUCUAAAAUAAACAGGUAAGCCCAUCUUAAUGUGUAUCUGAGAGUGCAUACACAGCCUGCUGUGAGGGCUAAGAUGCCGAUCCCUCCCCCUCCACCACCUGGAGGACCACCUCCUCCUCCCACGUUCAGUCAGGCCAACACAACCCCACCCAAACUGAACAAAGAUGAGACCAAGGGACGUAAUGCUCUUUUGACCGACAUCUGCAAAGGAACUAACCUGAAGAAGGUUGCUGUUGUCAAUGAUCGGAGUGCACCCGUCAUCGAGAAGCCCAAAGGAGGUGGUGGGGGCGGAAGCAGUGCCAGUCCAGUGGGUGUGUCAGGUGCCGUGCAGCCAGUGGGCGGGCUCUUCCAAGGAGGCGUGCCAAAGCUGCGACCAGUCGGAGAUGGUUCUAUUGGUCGGUCAGCACUGCAGCCUGGCUCUCGUCCCAUGGCGCCCCGCCCUCCCGGUCGCCACGAUGACAGCGACAGUUCCUCGCAGCAGCAGUCUCCAGGGUCUUCGUCGCCCCCCGAGCAGUCUCGGUCCCAGCGGCCCUCGCUGCCUGACCUGUCCCGCCCGGUUAGUGGUGGUAGCCCCUCAUCCUCCUCCACCGGGAUGAAGCACAGCAGCUCGGCCCCACCACCACCCCCGCCCAUGUCUCGCCGCGGCAACGCCCCGCCUCCACCCAAGGCAGCCACUCCCACCUCUUCCUCCUCCUCGUCUCCUUCCUCCUACAACCGCGAGAAGCCCCUGCCCCCGACACCAGGGCAGCGGGGCGCCUCGCCCGCCCCUGGCCGUGAAAGUGCCCCCCCGCCACCACCCGUGAAGCCUCCGCCCUCCCCGGUCAACAACCGCCGACCUCCCACAGGGGGCUCCUCGUCCUCCACCUCCUCCUCCUCCUCCUCUUCCUCGCUGGCACCCCCGCCUCCUCCGUACCGCCAGGGUGUGGUCAACGGGCCUUCAAGCCCGGGCAGCGAGGGGGCCCCCGAGCUGCCUCAGAGGCACAACUCUCUCAGCAAGAAGCCGUCCUCCGCCGGGCACACCCCUACACGUGCCCACGCACCCCCGCCACCCCCCUCGCCCUCUCCGCCGGGCGGUCGGCCCCCACCUCCUGUGCGAGACCCUCCGGGCCGAGGGGCAGCCCCUCCCGUGCCUGGGCAGCCGUCGCGGAAUGGCCGAGAAGCCCCUCCCCCGCCGCCCCCGUACCGGACCCACGGCGGUACCCCCGAAGCUCCUGGUCGAGGCAAGCCUCCCCCUCCUCCCUCCCGCACCCCUGCCGGGCCCCCGCCCCCUCCCCCGCCCAUCCGAAAUGGACACACCUCCACCCCCCGCUCCUUUGUAGAUGACUUUGAAUCUAAGUAUUCCUUCCACCCUCUGGAUGACUUUCCCCCUCCAGAGGAGUACAGGCACUUCACCAAGAUUUACCCCAGCAAAGCCAAUAGAGUGAUGAGAGGAGCGCCGCCUCUUCCUCCUGUGGGGAGGUGAACACUGUGAACACCUGCUGACCAGGAGACAACAGUCUCACUUUCUCACACACACACAUAUCUACACAGUCAUAGUGAUAACUAAUCUGCAAAACACACUCACACAUUACUCACUCAUGGCUGUGUCUUAUUAACAUACAUGUCCUAACCAGACAGCAUUCCACCUCAUGCAAACACUCAAACUCCCAGAAUGCACUCUGGUCUCCAUCCCCUUUUAAUCACAUCAGCCCACUUGAGCACCCGCCAGGGCUGAGGACCUCCACAGGGAGAGACAAAGAUAUCACAGACGGAAAAGAUGCACAACUCCAUCUGUUCAUGUGAUUUUGGUGGUGUAGAGAUAUGUUUUUGAAGAGGGAGAGACAAAGGCCAACGAUUCCUUUAUUGUUUUACUUACCUUUGUGUUGUUUCUCCUUUUUGACAUGGCAGUCUUACGUGAUGUUGGGGCAUCCUUAACAAGUGAUGUUUACCAAGUAACACUAAUCCUAGCCUGAGUUGCAGGCUAAAUUUGUGUGGUAGCUACCAGUCCUAGCCUUUGGCUUAAGGUGGUAGAAGCACCAUUCCAAGCCAUGGAUUAUAGUUUUGUCUCUAUUUGUUUAAGUUGUUGUGAAGAUGUUUAGUGAAAGAUUUUGAAAAUUAUGCACUGUGAACGUGUCAGUCAUCAGGGAAACUGAAGAACUUAAAGACUUUCCUACUGAGAGGCUGACAGAGACUUGUAACUGCUGCCACCUGGUGGCAGAGUAUUGGAAGGACAGGGGAGAGGAGUACCCCCUGGUGGACAGAGAGGGCAUUAUUAUUCCAUUAAUGCUUGAAGAAUGCUUGGUCAAAUUGGCCUGAACCUCUCAAAGACACUCUAACCUCUUCUUGUGGAUCAACAUGAGGAGGGCACUUUUUGAGACCAUGUUCUCUGAGAAGACUACGAAAAAAAAAGUGCCAACGGAAGCAAAAUCCCAACUGGAACAGGUUGUUUACCCGGCCACUCAUUCAACGCCAGACCACACCUUUACCCAUGGACUCUGCAUGCAUGUCUGUAAAAACUGGAGUGCAUUUAAAAGGGUCAAGGGCUGACUGUGUAGUGGUAUGGUAAACAGACUCCCAGAAAAUGAGCAAGUAUUUGGGAUGCACAACAGUAAGGCACCGGUCUCUGUUUUAUUUGCCCAAACAGAUACCAGUCAAUCAAUAUGUUACUCCAAACCAUCAGCAUGUGCUUCCAAGCGCCAUUUUGUACAUGUAUGAUGAGUUUUUUUUUUUUUUUUUUUUGUUUUGUUUUGUUUUUAAAUCCAUAUUCACAGAAUCAGGCAGGUUUGCAUGAUCCCAAUUGUGCCAGAUAGGCCAAGACAGUGCGUCUUGGAUCACCUGUUAAAUAUGCUUUGUGUACGCAGAGAGAACUCUAGUGUUUCAAUUGCUACUCUUACUGGUACCGCCAGUCUAUAUCUACACAUACUGUAAAUGCAUGGCUUGGCGCUCGUCCAAAAGGUAGUACAAGUCCAAGUGAAUUACUGUAUUGGUGUAUAAUGGAAAGACCCCAUGCUGACCAGGUGGCUGUUUUACCUGACAGAAUAGGAAAGGGGCAUUUGGGUGGAGCAGCUGCUGCUUAUGUGCAGUGCUGUGCUAAAGAGGGGCGAAGCAUUAACCUGUAAUCUUCUGACCAUUGUUGAAACUGCAGGCCAACACAGUGGUUUGGAUUUGAACAGAAAAUCCAGUAUUUCUUUUUUUGUCAUAGCAGGUUGCAUGUCAUUCCUUUAAUUAUCCAAAAUUCUUUGAACCAUGAAUCAUGAAAGUCUUUUUUUUUUUUUUUUUCUCCCAGCACUGAGAAUCUUGCCUUUUUUAUUGGCAGCAUGGAGAUGUUUAAUGAUUCUAUAUGCUUUAAACUGAUGCAGACAGAUGCAGAUUUCGUGCUGCGUAUAAAAACAUUAAGGAUACAGUUAAAGGUGCUCUAAGCGAUGUUACACGGUUUCUAAGCUAAAACAUUUUUUGUCACAUUGAGCAAACAUCACCUCACCAUCCACUAGCUGCUUGUACCCUGAAUACACUGUAAAAAACACGUCUGUGGACAGCCCAGGCUCCAAAAACGGCAACAAAAACAACUUGGUCCAGCCUGGACCAUAAAAACAUAAAACUGUUUAAGCCAAUCACCAACGAGAUGCGCAUAUAGGAGAGUUUCAAUUGCAUGGGAGGGAGUAGCAAGCUAGCUCUCUGUUUUGUUUGAACGUCAACAGAUGUGACUUUACCAUCGCUUAGAGCACCUUUAAACUACAUUAGGUUAAAUGAAGAGUUAUCCAAACAGGUUUUACUCCUCUCUUUGUUGUUAACUUUAUUGAACUCUGUGGAAGUCUUAACACACUAGUUUCAGUUCAUUUCUUGGUUUACAUAAACACUGAUUCAGACCUUUGGGAGAAAAGGAAGUUAAGAUGGCAUCAGUGUAAUUAUUGGGAGAUAAUCCUUUGCCCUCCAACCUGUAAGUCAGCAACCCAGCACGUAUAGGAGUAGGUGUACUUGCAGGAGGAGAAGGAGGCAGGAUGGUGAACCAUUCCAUAAGGCUUGUUCCUAUACCUGUGGUUCCUGGCCUGUGAUCAAGUGUGCGUUUGCCCUGUAAUCUGUAUACUGUACCAUGACAAUUAACCCCUUGUCCACCACCAUCCUCCCCAAAACCCCUACCAAGAAAACAAAAACAACAAAAAAAUCAAUCCAAAAAUGCUUACAGCUUUGCAUCCUACAUCACUCCCUCCCACCUCCUUGUUUCUGGUGGUAUGCCUUAUACAGAUCUACUGUAACUUGUCGGUACGUGAUUUGUAAGAAAAUAAACACUAAUCAUACGAAACAAAAAAAAGUAUAUUUACACUAGGCCUACAUGUAAGGCAAUAUGGUAGUAAUAGCUAUUGAUCUAUUUUGAAGUUGUAAAAAGCUUGUAAUAUAGUGACUAAAUGGAAUUUUUGGGGGUGGGAGGGGAUCAGAAUCAACGGGAAAGAUGCUGGCUUUGUAGCAAGCCAGCUGCUAAUCGUUAGCUAGUUGCACUCUCUUUUAUUCCUUUUCUGUCUGUCUUAAAUCUCGCCUGCUUUUCGCUGUCCUCCUCCAUGCUGUCCCUCUCCAGUCCUGAAGGGGGCAGAGGGGGGCUGUAACUGUAGAUAUCUGCGGGAGCAUUAACUUACUCACAUUGAGAGCCUCCAUUCCUUCUCACCCUUUUCCCCCAUUUCACUCUAUUCCAGGCUUUUAAAAAAGAAAACUAAUGAAAGCCCUCGUCUUCUGUCGUUUGUCGCACUUUUCUCUGCCAGUCGUGUUGUACAAGGCAAAAAAUAAAAACCUUAGAGAAAA